This is a messenger RNA of Maylandia zebra (zebra mbuna), 2283 nucleotides long. It is a transcript of the gene kpna1, whose product is annotated as karyopherin alpha 1 (importin alpha 5). The record is from RefSeq and is a predicted model, not a curated record. NCBI's taxonomy places the organism in Eukaryota, Metazoa, Chordata, Actinopteri, Cichliformes, Cichlidae. Gene Ontology annotation, biological process: protein import into nucleus. Gene Ontology annotation, molecular function: nuclear import signal receptor activity; protein binding. Gene Ontology annotation, cellular component: cytoplasm.
GGACGCGUGCGCACUAGCAUACCGGCGACGGCUGUUCAAACGGUGGCCUAGCGAAUAAGGGGAUUACGGAGCCCAAUCUGACAGGCUGCACAAUGAGUCAGGGUAAGGACAAUGCACGCCUCAAAAGCUACAAGAAUAAGUCUCUCAACACAGAUGAGAUGAGAAGGAGGAGGGAAGAGGAAGGCCUGCAGCUCCGUAAACAGAAGAAGGAUGAGCAACUUUUUAAGAGAAGAAAUGUUGCCACUGUGGAGGAUGAUGGCAUCCUGGAUGAGGAUGGGAUGGCUGAUAGCGGCUAUCUGGAGUCCCAGGCCAACAACAUGGACCCACUCAUGGGUGGGGUGAUCUCUGAAGACAUGAUUCAAAUGAUUUUCUCCAGCUCUCCUGAGCAGCAGCUAAUAGGUACUCAGCGCUUUAGGAAACUACUUUCUAAAGAACCCAACCCACCUAUUGAUGAAGUCAUUGCCACUCAAGGGGUGGUGGAGCGCUUUGUUGAGUUCCUGAAAAGAAGAGAAAACUGCACAUUGCAGUUUGAGGCUGCGUGGGUAUUGACCAACAUUGCUUCAGGUACGUCUCACCAGACACGGGUGGUCAUCCAGGCAGGAGCUGUGCCUAUAUUCAUAGAGAUGCUCAGCUCGGAUUUUGAGGACGUACAGGAACAGGCGGUGUGGGCCUUGGGAAACAUAGCAGGAGACAGCACAGAAUGCAGAGACUUUGUCAUAGACUGCAACAUACUGCCCUCACUGGUGCAGUUAUUGGCCAAACAGAAUCGUCUAACAAUGAUGAGGAACGCAGUGUGGGCGCUCUCAAACCUGUGCAGAGGAAAGAACCCACCUCCAGAUUUCACUAAGGUGUCUCCGUGUCUCAGCGUGCUGUCUUGGCUGCUGUUUGUAAACGAUACGGACAUCCUAGCUGACGCAUGCUGGGCGCUCUCCUACCUAUCAGAUGGCCCAAAUGACAAAAUUCAGGCUGUUAUUGACUCGGGAGUCUGUCGCAGGCUCGUUGAACUGCUGAUACACGUGGAUUAUAAGGUGGUCUCUCCUGCACUGCGGGCUGUUGGAAACAUAGUCACUGGAGAUGAUUUACAGACACAGGUGAUUCUGAACUGUUCAGCACUGCAGUCUCUACUUCAGCUUCUGAGCAGUCCCAAGGAGUCUAUCAAGAAGGAAGCGUGUUGGACAAUCUCCAACAUCACCGCAGGGAACAGAGCACAAAUACAGAUGGUGAUAGAUGCAGGUCUGCUGCCUCCGCUCAUCAAUAUCCUGCAAGUAGCAGAGUUUCGCACAAGGAAGGAGGCAGCGUGGGCCAUUACCAAUGCCACCUCAGGGGGUUCUGCAGAGCAAAUCAGGCACUUAGUGGAACUUGGGUGUAUAAAACCUCUGUGUGACUUGCUCACACUCAUGGACUCCAAAAUAGUUCAGGUGGCUCUAAAUGGCCUGGAGAACAUCCUGCGACUGGGAGAAUUGGAGGCCAAGAGGGGAGGAGGCAUCAACCCCUACUGUGCACUCAUUGAGGAAGCCUAUGGUCUGGACAAACUGGAGUUCCUGCAGAGCCAUGAGAACCAGGAAAUCUACCAGAAAGCCUUUGACCUGAUUGAGCGCUACUUCAACACUGAAGAUGAGGAUCCAUCUUUGGCUCCAGCCGUCGACCUGCAGCAGCAGCAGUUCCUCUUCCAGCAGUGCGAGGCCCCGAUGGAGGGCUUCCAGCUAUAAUGCUAAUUCCUCCCUUUUCCCAGAGCUCCACGUUCAUCCUCACCUUUGCUCCCGUCUCACUCUAUCCCUACAGCCAUGAUCCAGGGUGACAUACCUCGGCCUCCCCCUCCCGUUCCCCUUCUCAUUGUCUGAGAGGUUUAAUCAUCAUCAUGAUUAUUAAAAGCAUACCAUUAAAGGGGCACACUCUGUUCAUGCAUCCAGCACGGGUGAAUUCUGCAGUCUUGUCAGCCAGUUCAAGGUUUCACUCAUUCUGUCUUUUGCUGAAUUAAUUUUUUCCCUCAGCACCUGGACCUCUCCUGUGUGGUUAAGCCCCAACAUUUCCAGCUAUAAACUUUUCCUAUAACUCAUCCCCACAUUAUUGCUUUUUUUAUUUUUUAUUUUUUGGGGGGGGGAAUUCUUCCUCAGCUUAUCCCCAAUAAAAGAACCUCUUUGUGGUCCUGUAGGAUUGGCUUUUGCUAGCUCUUGAGUCAGUGGUAGUAUUGGGCUGCACUGCUUGUCUGAUUGAAGCAUUAAUGAGUCUCGAGACAGACAAACAUGGACAUGAUUUCAAUUUCUUUCUAUCUAUAUAUAUAUA